AUGAUUCCUCUUUAUAGAGCCCUCAAAAGAGAUUUAAGUGAUAAUAAUGAUCAUAGUCCUAUGAUAGGCCAUGGUUUUCAUAAUUCCUCUGUUGGGUGCGUUACCUAUCCUCAUUUGCUUCCUGUUUUUGAAACCAGAACUUCUCCUCCUCCUUGGACCCUUCCUUUUUCGGAUGAAACCAAAGGAAAUAAUAACAAGAGGUUGAAGAAAGAUCCAAGCAUCCCAGAAGUCACUGGAGAUUAUAGAAGCUUUUCUUCAAGCAGUGGAAGUGAAGAUUGCUAUAGUAGUCUCAGCAGAAGUAACAGUGUGAAUAGCCUUCCAAAGCUGCAUUUCAGAGACCACAUAUGGACUAUUACUCAGAGAUAUCUUGCUUCUGAAGAGGCAGCACAGAAAGACAUGAUCAAUCCUGAGGUAAGUGAAGCUGAAGAACAAGACGAUCGGUAUUGUGCUGAUGGGAUGAGACUUGUUCAGCUUCUUGUUCAUUGUGCUGAAGGUGUGGCUUGUCGUGAUAAAUCACAUUCUUCAAUUUUGCUAUCUGAACUGAGAUCAAAUGCAUUGGUCUUUGGCUCUCCAUUUCAGCGAGUCGCUUCUUGUUUUGCACAAGGGCUAUCUGAUCGGCUCGCGAUGGUUCAACCAGUUGGGGCUGUGGGGAAUAUGGAACCACUGACGAACAUUAUGGACAUAGCCUCAGAAGAAAUGGAAGAAGCAUUUAAAUUGGUUUAUGAGAUUUGCCCACACAUUAAGUUUGGUCACUUUGUAGCUAAUUCCACAAUAUUGGAAGCCUUUGAAAACCACAGUUUUGUGCAUGUGGUGGACCUUGGGAUGACUCUUGGUCUUCCCCAUGGCCACCAAUGGAGGGGAUUGAUUAAGAGCCUGGCUAAACGCCCAGGCCAGCUAGUUCGCCGCCUUCGAAUUACCGGCGUUGGCCUUUGUGUUGAGAAACUCAAGUUGAUUGGUGAAGAACUUGAACUUUAUGCUCAUAACUUGGGAAUUAACCUGGAGUUCUCUGUGGUGGGAAAGAACUUAGAAAAUCUGCAUACUGAUGACAUUACAGUGAAUGACGAAGAGGUUCUGGUGGUUAAUAGCAUUCUUCAGUUGCACUGUGUAGUGAAAGAGAGUCGUGGGGCUUUAAACUCAGUCCUUCAGACCAUUCAUAAACUCUCACCAAAAGUUUUGGUUAUGGUUGAGCAGGACUCAAGCCAUAAUGGACCCUUUUUCCUUGGGAGGUUCAUGGAAGCACUUCAUUAUUACUCUGCCAUUUUUGACUCUUUGGAUGCCAUGUUACCUAAGUAUGACACUAAGAGAGCAAAAAUAGAACAGUUCUAUUUUGCAGAAGAGAUAAAGAAUAUUAUCAGCUGCGAAGGACCGGCAAGGAUGGAGAGGCAUGAGAGGGUGGACCAGUGGCGCCGGAGGAUGAGUAGGGCCGGGUUUCAGAGUGCGCCAAUGAAGAUGGUGAGUCAGGCCAAGCAGUGGCUUCAGAAGAAUCAGGUUUGUGAUGGUUAUACUGUUGUGGAGGAGAAAGGUUGUUUGGUCCUUGGGUGGAAAUCAAAGCCGAUUGUGGCAGCUUCUUGCUGGAAAUGCGGAAUCUAA
Messenger RNA from Neltuma alba, 1590 nucleotides. Its product is annotated as scarecrow-like protein 21. NCBI's taxonomy places the organism in Eukaryota, Viridiplantae, Streptophyta, Magnoliopsida, Fabales, Fabaceae. The transcript has a single exon. Bases 1 to 1590 code for a protein of 529 amino acids. The record is from RefSeq and is a predicted model, not a curated record.